CUAGCUCCACUGCAGAAGAAGCUAGAAGCCUUUAAUGCAGUGAAACUAACCUGUGAUCAAACAGCAGAGCACAUCAAGAGCCAGGCCCAGCACACAGAGAGACAGAUAAAGAUGGAAUUUGAGAAACUUCAGCAGUUCCUAAAAGAGGAAGAGGCAGUCAGGAUCACUGCACUAAGGGAGGAAGAGGAGCAGAAGAGUCAGAUGAUGAAGGAGAAGAUUGAGAAGAUGACAGAAGAGAUAUCAUCCCUUUCAGAACAAAUCAGAGCCAUAGAACAGGAGCUGGGAGCUGAAGACGUCUCAUUCCUGCAGAGCUACAAGGACACACAAAACAGAGCCCAGUGCACACUGGGGGAUCCAGAGAAGGUCUCAGGAGUGCUGAUUGAUGUGGCCAAGCACCUGGGCAAUCUGAAGUACAGAGUGUGGGAGAAGAUGCUGGGGACUGUUCAAUACACUCCUGUGACUCUGGACCCAAACACAGCACAUCCCAAACUCUCACUGUCUGAGGAUCUGACCAGUGUGAGAUACAGUCGUGAGAGACAGCAGGUUCCUGAUAAUCCAGAGAGAUUUGAUUGGUGGUGUUGGGUGCUGGGCUCUGAGGGAUUCAGCUCAGGGAGACACUGCUGGGAUGUAGAAGUGGGGGGAGGGGACUGUGAGGUGGGUGUGGUCAAAGAGUCCUUCAGCAGGAAAGGGGAUGUGGAUCCGAGCUCAGCAGAAGGAGUGUGGGGUAUUGAGCAGAACAGGAGUGGGAAAUACACAGCCCUGACCUCCCCACCUACAGUCCUCACUGUGAAGAGGAAACUCCAGAGGGUCAGAGUGCAGCUGGACUGGGACAGGGGAGAGGUGUCAUUCUUUGACCCCAGUGACAACACUCCUCUCUACACUUUUAAACACUCCUUCACUGAGAGACUGUUUCCAUUCUUUGGUCCGUCUCCUCACAGGAUGCAGAUCUGUCCACUGAAGGUGUCUGUGAGUGAAAAAUAGCACUGAGGGAUUGUGGGUAAACAUCCACUGAAAUAACAGGGCUUCAUUUAGUCACUUCUGAGCAGGUUUAUAAAAAUAUUUGCAGAUUAAACAAAAACUAAAUUAUUUGAAAAAUAAAUGCAAUUUAAUUUCUUUGAUAUAACCUCAAAAUGCUAAUGCUGAGUAAUUCCUGUGGUAUAUGGUGGUAUUGUAAGUACACUGGUGUGUGUGUAAUGAGUUGAGUGUAAUAAAUACACCAGUGGAAUCACUCCAGACUGCUGUGUGUUGGGUAAGCUAUGGAAAACGAACUUGCGUGAUUAGCCUCAUCUCUGCAGAGUGUGUGUUUGUUCAGUACGUGCUUGUGUGUGUACCUUUACUGAACCACUGGGUGGCGCCAUUUACUGUCCUGUCAUUUCCAUCCUGACCAAGGUAUAUGAAGUCGCUCAUCAUAGUCAGUUUUAACCGACUUACCCCGAAGAGUUCCCGGAUCAAAAAAUAAAAAGUACAGUUCGGAUUAAA
Conger conger (European conger) is the source of this 1479-nucleotide messenger RNA. Its product is annotated as zinc-binding protein A33-like. Gene Ontology annotation, molecular function: protein binding. The record is from RefSeq and is a predicted model, not a curated record. Bases 112 to 981 code for a protein of 289 amino acids. The transcript is spliced from 5 exons. Lineage: Eukaryota; Metazoa; Chordata; Actinopteri; Anguilliformes; Congridae.